CAGUUUAUGUCUCAAGCAGAUAUGGUACCAAAGAACUCUAAAAUGGCAAUUCUGAAAGAUGGAACUAUUUAUUAUCCCGUUCCAAAUUAUAGAAUGUAUUAUGGAGAUAAACCGGCAUCACAUCUACUCGAGAUUAAUAUAAAGGGACGUCAAAUACAACUACAACAAGAAUUAGAAGAAUAUCAAGCAGAAGUUGCCAACUAUGAAUCAAAUCUGACGGAUAUAAAAAACCAAUGUAGUAUCGGUCAAAAAGAAGUUGCAAGGCUGAACAGCCAAAUAAAAGAAUAUGAUAAUGAAACAUACCAAAUACAAAAUAAGUUGCGAGAACUAAAAAAUGAAGAAGAACCCUCUGAAGGGAGCGUUUCGCUAUUAAAAGAAGAAUUUGACAUUUUAAGUAAGAAGGAAAAUGAUUUGAAGAAUUCUCUUCAUGAAAUUGAAGAUGACAUGAAAAGAGCAAAGUGUUGUAUUCAAGAACUUAAUGAAAAUAUAAAUCAGGCAAAAUCGCAAGUUCUGAAAUCUGAAGAAGCUUGCUUAUCCAUGCAGGAUAAAAUCGAUCAAUUAGAGCAGAGUAAAAGAACAAGCUCAAAGAAGGGCACUUUAGAGACAAAAAUUAAUACUGUCAAACAACAAUGUGAGGAAAUUAAAAAACAAGUCAAUUGCUUAGAAGAAAAAUUAAGUGAGCUAAUGAACGGGGUCGACGAAGCUACUAGGCCAUCUACUGUAAGAACAAUAGCAUACUUAAAUGAACAAUUGCAACAAAUUAAAUCAAGUAUUCGAUCUGUGAAUGCAUGUGCUCUUGAUCCAGCUAAAUUACAGAAAGAAUAUGAUGAAAAACUAAGCGAAUAUGAAAAAGAAAAAUUAAAUAAUGAAUCUCACCAAGAUGCCCUUAACGAGUUAACUGCAAUUGUAAACAUGAGGCAUAAAGUAUUUCUAAAAUUACGGGCGCAUAUGACGUCACAAGUUCAGCAGUAUUUUGCAUUUAUGCUACGAUUGCGUAAAUACCAGGGAAUCAUAAAUAUAAAUCAUGAGGAACAAACUUUAGAAAUUGAAAUCGACCCACAAUCAAAAAAUUCAAAAACCAAUGAAAAUCAAAACUCUAAAAAUAAAAAAACUUUGCGGGAUCUUCGUUCUUUAUCUGGUGGUGAAAGAUCUUACAGCACUGUGUCAUUUCUUGUAGCAUUGUGGAACUGUAUGAAUUUACCAUUUUAUUUUCUGGACGAAUUUGAUGUUUUUAUGGAUCAUAUCAAUCGAAAGGUAGUUAUGGAUGUAUUGAUUCAAAGCGCAAAUAGCAAUCUACAUAAACAAUAUGUAUUUUUAACACCCCAAGAUACUUCAUCUAUUACAGCCUCAGACACCCUCAAAAUUCACAAAAUGGCUGAUCCAGAACGUUAACGUGAAUCUAAUUUGAACCUAAUGAAAAAUAUACUCAACAUCAAAUAUACACUUUAUUUUUUUAAUCUUCACAACAUCUAUUGCACAGUGUACAAGAACAUUCUUUUGGCAUUAAUAUUAAUAAUGUGCAUUAGUGUAUAUACAUUACAUCAGUCUUGUACCUAUUGUGAUUAUUUUGAUUUUAAAAUUAUGACAAUUAAAUAAAUAAAUAAUCUUACAUAUA
This is a messenger RNA of Ctenocephalides felis (cat flea), 1615 nucleotides long. Its product is annotated as structural maintenance of chromosomes protein 6-like. The record is from RefSeq and is a predicted model, not a curated record. NCBI's taxonomy places the organism in Eukaryota, Metazoa, Arthropoda, Insecta, Siphonaptera, Pulicidae. Gene Ontology annotation, molecular function: single-stranded DNA binding; damaged DNA binding. Gene Ontology annotation, biological process: double-strand break repair via homologous recombination. The coding region runs from base 7 to 1392 and encodes 461 amino acids. Gene Ontology annotation, cellular component: nucleus; site of double-strand break; Smc5-Smc6 complex. The transcript has 9 exons.